Caenorhabditis briggsae is the source of this 489-nucleotide messenger RNA. The transcript has 3 exons. The coding region runs from base 1 to 489 and encodes 162 amino acids. The record is from RefSeq and is a predicted model, not a curated record. Lineage: Eukaryota; Metazoa; Nematoda; Chromadorea; Rhabditida; Rhabditidae.
AUGAAAUUGGACUCAUCUUCCCAAUUGUUUCUUCACGUCUUCAACUGCAUUUUUCUAUCCGUGCUGGUGCUCAUUUCCUGCGUAAAAAAGAAGCGGAACUUCAAGAGCAAAAACUCGAUGUCAUCAGAUUCACGAAGUAAUAUUCCUAGGAACCUUCCGAAAAGAGAAUAUGUCACUGUUACCGUCCCACCUGAAGCCACUCCAUCGCCCCCUGGACCGGCUCCAGAUAAGCCGAAAGAAGAGGAGAAGAAGGAAAAUGAGGAAGAAAAGAAGGAGGAAAAGAAGGAAGAGAAAAAAGAGGAAUCGAAGGAAAAAGAGAAAGAAAAAGAUAAGUCGAACAAAAAAUCGGUGAAGAAGUCGAAGAAGUCGAUGAAAUCGAAGAAGGGCGGAGUCAAUAAGGAUGAUAAGAAAGAAGAAGAAAAUGAUGGAUACGAGAAUUGUGCGGAUAUUUCGGCCAGUGAGCUCAAGAAAAUUGCAGAAACUGUCUAG